GAUGGUUCGUGUAGCGCGUAAAUCAAAUUCUACUAUUCGAACUCUUUUUUCUACGCCAUCAUCACAUUUUUUUAUACUUUAUAUCGAUCUUUAAAAGACGCGAGAAUAUUAUUAGCCCGUGCAAUUUUAUGAUUGAGGGGGUUAAUGUAUUCUUCUUUCUCUACAAAUGUUUGGCAGAGGUCUGGAAACGGCAAACACUAAUUCAAAAUCUUUUUCAUCGUCAGUGAAAGCUGCGUGUCUGGAAUGUCGACAAAGAAAAGUGAUUUGCAAAAUUGGAGAUAGUGCUCGUGCUUGUCAAAGAUGCGAAAAUAAUGGCUUACAAUGUAGAUUUGAGCCAACAAAUAAAAGAGGAAGAAAACAUAAAAAUCAAUCAACAGGUUCAUCAAUGGAUAAAAGGAAUGAAAUCAUAAGUUCAGGAAAUUCACCUUUACUUAAAUUUUCAUCUUCUUUCUCUCGAAAUAGAGACGCAGACAAAGAACAAAUGUCUAAUAAUGAAUUCGUGAAAUUUCAAGAUAUACUUGCAAAACCUUUUCGAAGUUCACUUUGGCGAAUUUUGAAGAAAUUUCAAGAUGAAAAUGGACAUAGAUUUAUACCUAUGUAUUUUGGAGAAGGAAACAAAAAGAAUGGUGCAACGCAGAAUAUAAAUGUUAAAUCAUCUGAACAUCCCAUCUCAAGUAGGAUUGGAGAAUCACUUUAUCAUCCCACUUUAAGACAACAUUUGUGUCCUCUGACAGGAGAUAAACCUGUACUCGGUCGAAUCGUAGCUGAUUCACCACUUGUCGUACGUUUUGACAUCUAUCCUGAUCCGCGAAUUUUAGGAAUAAUCUCGUCAGCGAGGUGCGAAGAAUUAUUGUUAUAUUACGAUUCAUACUUACAACCGUGGGCAGGAGCAAUCCCUUCUGUACAAGAAUUAUCAUUACCUGGAACACGUUGGACUUCAACAUUCCUGCUUUCAACUGUCUUAUAUCUUGCAUCAAGAUUUAGCAAUGCAAUCACAAAUUCUCAAGAAGAGCAACUUUUAGGAAUGCAUACACGUUCACUCGCAAUACGUGCAUUUGGAUGUGCAGAUCAAAGUUUAGAAACACUAACUGCUCUUCAUCUUCUUACCGUUUGGAAAGCUCUUGAUGAUGGUUAUUCUCAAUUGUAUGUAGGAUAUGCAGAUCAAAUUGCAAACAUAUCUAGAACAGGUGGAAGCAAUGGAAGCCCUUUAUCAGAAAAAGAAGCAAGAGAUAUAUUACGAAUUCAACUAUUUCAUUAUGUUCAAAGGAGUACAUUUCAAUUAUUUUACGUUCCUUUGAUAAAUGAAAUAAUGGAUCAAGAUGGUUUUAUUUUACCUUUUCCGAUUUCUUCAUCUCCUCCUCCGCCACUUCUAGCUUUAGAAAGAUUUGCAGCUGGAAGUGCGACUUCAUUAUCGGAUUGGCAACUUUGUGCGACAGUUGAAGGUCGUUCAAUUCAAAGUAAAUACAGAGACCUACUCGAAAAAUAUAAACCAGGUCGAUUUGGUAGAUCACGUAAUUUAUCGGGAGAACAAAUUGCACUUUUAGAGGCCUUUUUUUGCGAAAUGGAAGCAUGGGAAUAUCGUUGGCGCAGACGGCGAUCUAGAAUAAGUGAAUCGAAAAGAAGUUCAAGAACUCCUGUUCAAAGAGAAGAAGAUAGAACACAAGCAGAAUCGGAAGUGUAUCUAUCAGCAACUGAAAAUGAUCGAGGUUGGAUCAGAUUUGAAAUCCUGGGUAAUAGCAUUUGUUUACAUAUUUCUUCUCUCGCUUUUCGACAAUGCAUUGAAGUUUGGUUCGAAACAUUUCCUCAAACCAUCUUUCAAUCAAUCGAAAAAGCGUUGGCUGAAAUGAUUCAACGUACGUAUCAAGCAUGUAUUGAUAGCGCAAUUGGUCUGUUGGAAAAAAUUGUUUCGAUAAAUCCUCUUUCUCUUGUCCAUAUGCCGGAUACGGAUUUCAUAAUGCUCAAUUAUGCAGCAAUGUUUGUCGUUUAUUUGCUUUUAUUACCUUCAGAAAUAGAAGAUGAUAUUCAAGAACCAUCCUCAAGACAUUCAAUUUCAAAAGAGGAAUAUCUGAUAAACCUUCUCAGUGGAUAUACGAUAAAAUUUAAAGAAUAUCUGGAAUUAAUAAAAGUCGUAAAAGAUAGUGUUGAACGUGCUUCGCAAACUCGGCCGGAAUCUACUUGUUGCUUUUUAAGCUCCGAACAAUUUAAAAGCCUCGUUGCUUUAUUCGAAGCAACUAUUCAAGGUCCGACGCUGACAAAAGAGACAUGAGAAAAUGCCUAAAUACUUGAAAUUUUAUUUGUAAAUACUUUGUUUUGAAAAAAAGGCAGCCUGUCUGUCCUUAUCUUUGGAAAGACAUCUGCUUGAAUAAAUAUCAGAUGGCUUCUGCAAUGGCGCGUAACAAUUUUUUACAUAGGUUCUGUUUACAUACCUAUUGAAAAUCAAAUUCUAGACCUUUUGGCUGUCUCUUUUUUAAUCAACCGAAGCGAGUCUGGAGAAUUGGAACGCUUGAUUUAAGAUGUCUCAUCGGAUACAGUCG
This is a messenger RNA of Meira miltonrushii, 2534 nucleotides long. RefSeq lists its product as uncharacterized. Lineage: Eukaryota; Fungi; Basidiomycota; Exobasidiomycetes; Exobasidiales; Brachybasidiaceae. Gene Ontology annotation, cellular component: nucleus. The transcript has a single exon. Gene Ontology annotation, biological process: regulation of DNA-templated transcription. Gene Ontology annotation, molecular function: DNA-binding transcription factor activity, RNA polymerase II-specific; zinc ion binding; transcription cis-regulatory region binding. Bases 167 to 2266 code for a protein of 699 amino acids. The record is from RefSeq and is a predicted model, not a curated record.